AUUCAAGGCAGGAUUGAAAAUGACAUCACCCACACAUGACAGAGGUAGGAGGAGGUACAAAAAACUUUUGCAAUUGCACAAAUAACUUUUUUGGGGGGAGGGGGAAGGAGCCCUCCAUUCCCCCCAAGAGGAACCCAACAAUUACCUAACAUAUUGUGGUACUGCAUUAGAUUAGUGUGUAGGGAGGGGGCUGUGUACGUAAGAAGGAAAUGGGGUGCCCUAGCUGCCUACCCUACUGCAGGCUGCAACAAUUUGUUACAGGUCCUACUGCCUAGCAGAAAUCCAUGUAAGUUAUUUUGCUCGUAAGUGCAUUGAUGCAAUGCAACAGCAUAGCUGCUGGGCUUUGGAGGGGAUCCCGUGGCUUUACAUUGUUUAUGACGUCACACACGUGCAGGGAACGUCAAUCUCCCGCUGAUCCCGACGUUUCCAUCGACUUAAGAAAAGCCCUUCUUUCCCCUUCCCACCCCUCCCCUUCUUCCUUAUCUUUGCAGCUGCCAGAAUCACCACCUGACGGACGUGUUCCCGGAGUAAGAAACGGGCAAGAGCGAAAGGCGGAGCGAGGAAGGUGAGUAAGUACCAUGCUGCUACUAAUGAGGGUUAAAAUAUUUAUUAUUUAAAUAAAAAAUAAAAAGCUAAAGACACAGAAUUCGACGCAUGCGCCGUCGAAGACUCGCCUCUCCAGGUGCAUGGAUACUAGAAAAAAAUGUUAGAACAACUCAUAGAUUGGGGAGGAAAGAUCCCAAAAGAGCCUAACGCCUCCAACCCCGCUGUGGAAGCUAGAAUUAGAAAUAAACGAAGGAAUCGGUAUGUUUUUGCAUGGCUGCGAUUAGGUGGCGGGCAUAGUUGCCUUCCAGCCUCCAAACGAAAGGAAAAAGGGAAAAAUCGAAGAUUAUGCUCAUUUCAAACUUAGGUUGCAACUUACUUUCUUUUUUAAAAUGUGAUUUCUGCCCAAUUUGUGGCUCUUCCCCGAGGCAUUCCGUGUACAGCAUGUUAACGCUGAGGCGUCGCACGCACACAAAAGGACAGCCCACUUUAUCGCUUAUUUACUUCACUUCUUGAUCAUUAAAACACACACACACCCCAAACCAAAAGAAUCCUCAAAGCGGGUGACGAAAAGAUAACAAAACCACCUAGAAUCGAGGAGAAAACUCCGCAACCUUCACUUCGCAAACAUAACAAAGAACUAAAACGGAUUAAAAUUACCUCCGCUUCCUAAGCGCUUUUUAAACCAAAUAACGCUUUUAAGCGGAGCACCGCGGAAGGCGCCGCCCUCCGCGUCGUUCUCAAGUGGCAGGGAGUUCCGCAGCGCCCCACAUGGCCCGAGUUUCCUCAAAUGCUCCGCCGCAGCCCAAGCCUCUUUUGCGGUUUUAUUUGGGGUGGGGGGGGAGAGAAAAAGAACGCGGGGCAGAAUUUUUUUUUAAUUUUUUUAAGGCCCAUGCGGACCCUCUGGGGGGCGAGUGUGAAGGACGCACACACGGAGAGAGCGAGAGGAGGUUUUGAGACAGGAGUCGCGCUCACUUCCGGUUUCCGGUUGGGAGGCGGGGCAAGGAAGAGAGAGUGACAGGAUGUUGCGCGUCCGGGUCACGAGCGACUUCCUGGCUGGCGAAAGUGGCGGCGGCGGUUGCAGGUCUGUGGUCCAGGGUGGGAGGCGAAGAGGAGGAGAAGGGGCAGUUGCUGCCGCCGCCAGCACCGCCGGGUUCUCGCGCUGCGCCUCGCGAGAUUUCGAAGGGAGGGCAGAAGAGUCGGUGGGUACCGCUUCGCGACAGCGGGCGGGGGGGGGGGUUGGGGGCCGAAGGAGGACUGGGAAGCCUCUUGGGGAGAGGAGGGGGGGCCCUCAGGCGACCCCCGGCUGUGGGGGCGAAGGGGAAGGCGGCGGCGGGUGAGGGGGGGUUAUCUUCCUACUUCGCCCGUACUUCUCCCCCCAUCGGGCGGGUUCACUUCCCGGGGUCCCCGGGUCCCUUCUAGUACUUGGCGAAGGGAGCCUGUGAGGAUUUCCGAGGUCUUCGUUUGUUCGCCCACCCUUCUCUCUCUCACACACACACCCGCCCAGUUGAGGAAGGACUAGGCAGAUGGUCACCCCCUGCAGUUGCAUUUUUUACGCUGGCCUUCCUCCUAGGUUUAAGGACCUAGGUUUAAGGAUGUGUGUGUGUGUGUGUGUGUGUGUGUGUGUGUGUGUGUAGAGAGAGAGAGAGAGAUUGAAGGAUGUGUGUGUGUGUGUAUAUAUAUAUAGGUUGAAGGAUGUGUGUGUGUGUGUGUGUGUGUGUGUAUAUAUAUAUAUAUAUAUAUAGGUUGAAGGAUGUGUGUGUGUAUAUAUAUAUAUAUAUAUAUGUGUGUGUGUGUGUGUGUGUGUGUGUGUGUGUGUGUGUGUGCACACACACACACACACAAAUAUAUAUGUACACACACACACACACACAAAAACCAGCCCCCCUCUCUUUAUAUAAUGGGGGUAGAGGCUGGUUUUGUUCGUUUAAAUCUACCCCCCUCCCCUGCCACACACAACGUGCCUCUGUUCUGAGUGCUGUUUUUGGCCUUGCACCUUGGAAGCAGCUUAGGCUCGGGCUGAUGGAGAACCGUGGCCGAAAAGUAAGGAGCAUAGUGGUGCUUUCUUUCUGGGAUUGCAUUCCAUGCCUGUCUCUCAGGUCAGGUUGCGCAAGGGACUAGGGGCCUAUUUGUAGCUGGGGCGCACAUCCAUUGUAAGGACUGUGACCUUUGCAGGGUUGGUUUUUACCCCCCCUGGGGAUGGGGACCUUUCCUUAGGAGUGAGGAUCACCUUUCAGUUCUUUUCAAAAUAGCUUGAAGGUGUUGAUUGGUCACUUCAUUGUUAGGCACUGACUUUCUGCUGGAAGAAUUAAGUAAUACGCAGGGGCACAGGUCUUGUGAUGUGAAAAGUUUCCAAAGAUCACUUUCUUGGUGUUUUUUAAUUCCUCUUUCUUUUUUUAUAUUAUUUGGGACAGUUUUCUGUUGCAGGACAUCCAUAUAUAUUCAGCUCAUGGUCCACAAUCUAAAUGAAGACUUAAUUUAGAAAAGGGUGUACAAUAAUCUUAGAAAGUGAGGGGCUCUAAACUAUACAGUGGUACCUCUGGUUAAGAACGUAAUUUGUUCCGGAGUUCCGUUGUUAACCUGAAACUGUUCGUAACCUGAGGUACCAUUUUAGCCCAAGGGGCCUCCUGCUGCCACUGCGCCGCCAUCAUGCGAUUUCUGUUCUCAUCCUGAAGCAAAGUUCUUAACCCGAGGUACUAUUACCUCGGUUAGCGGAGUCUGUAACCUGAAGUGUCUGUAACCUGAAGUGUCUGUAACCCGAGGUACCACUGUACUAGUAAUGUGGGAAUUUCCAAGGCUUUCCACCUGUACUUUUUGUACAGAUUCUGCAUGCUUAAGUGUUUGCCAAAGGAGUCAGAAGCUAACGCCCUGUUUAUAGUGUUCUGCAUUGUAGUAGUCUAUAGUGAUAAGAAGAGAUAAGCCUGAGACUGGAGAAAGUGCAGGUGCCUGGUUCAGUAAGAAUGGCUUCUGGUAGCUGAAAACUUGGAAGUUUGUCUGGUGUGAUGUUGGGCUAAAUAUUGGGAUCUGUAAAUACAUUUUCAAAAAUCUGUCUUGUCUGUAAGCUUCCAGAAAUAAAACAUUUAAUACCCAUUUAACUUUACACAGUGAAUAGGCCUCCUGCAAACUGUCUUUAGUUUAAUCUCUGCAGAGUCAGGCCUCUGGCAUUUACAUCUGAAGGUGCUAGUAAGCUACUUUGCAGGAACUGAACAUAUACAGAUGGUAAGUCUUAAUUAGGAUGGAAAAGAGAUGCAAAUAUUAUACAUUUUUCCAAAAGAAUGUAGUUGAUUCCAACACCUCUUGGUCUAGUGUUGCAGGCUGCAAUUCUACCUAGAACAACGUCCAAGUGAACUCAGUGUGAUUUUUUUCUAUAGAGGAGUGUGCCUCACAUUACAGGGUAAAGCUCCUUCAGAACCACUGGUAGACAAAGCUGAAUAAUUUGGCAUUUGAUCAGGCACUAUGUGGAACUGCUUUUUCUUAUGAGCAAUAAUGUUAAUUUUCCCAUAUGAUUGGUUUCGAAGUUGUGGAUGAUUUCACAUAAGCAGGAAAAUUGUUGUAGGAGUUGACUGUUCAAAUUACACAGGCCUGCAUUUUAUUAGCCAUUAAAGAAAAAUGCCUAGUGUAGUAUUCGGCUUAUCCCAUUUAGAGCGCUGAGUUACAUCCUUUUUCAUCAUUUAUUACUUGGGUGAUGAAUUUGAAUAGCAGAAUGUCACACUACAGUAAGAUUGCAUCAAGCUCUCUAGCUAAAGGGGACCUACCAAACAAAACUUUCUCUAGGCUUUAUAGAAUUGACUUACUUGUCAGUUCUGAUCCCUAACCCAAUGAAACACCAUUAACUCUUGGUUGCUAAAAACCUGGCAAGAUAACAUUCCUCCCAAAUGUUCAAAGAGUUUUACAUAUACCAUACCAGUAAUCCUUAUAACAACCAUUUAAGGUAAGUGGGGGUUGCCCCAAUGUUGCACAUCCAGCGAUGAGACCAAGCAUGAGUUUCUUGCCUAAGGCCACCUAAGUAAGUUCAUAGUAGAAGGCACAAUUUGAACUGGAGGGUUUCUGAUUCACAGUUCUGUCACUAGGCCAGUAUGCUACAGUAGCAGUCAUUGUUAGUUUUGUUUUGGAUUCCCCCUUUUUCUUUUUCUUUUCUUUAAUCCUUCCCUCCUCCUGGUUUCUUUUUAUUUCUUUGUAUAAAUUCCUUGUGAGACACUUGCCUCAUAGUUUCCCAAGGCUUAUUAAUUCACAACUACAAAAAAGAUGUUGGGAAAGAUCCAGAAACAGGCAACCAAAAUUAUUAAAGGGAUGAAGCCGCUCCCCUAUGAGGAAAGUUUGCAUCAUUUCGGACUUGUUAGUUUUGGGAAAAUACAAGUAAAAGUGACGUGAUAAAGACGUUAAUACCAAUUAUGCGUGGUGUGGAGAAAGUGGGAAGUGGAAGUUUGUUUCUCUGUCUCAUAACACGAGAAUUUGUGAACAUCUUAGAAAAUUAAACAUUGGAAGAUUCAGGAAAGGUAAAAGGAUACUUCUUCACACAGUUCAUAGUUGAACUGAAAUUCACUCGCUUCCAGAGGAGGCAGUGGUGGCUGUGAACUUGGAUGGCUUUAAAAGAGGGUUAGAUAAGUUUGUAGAGGGUAAGGCAAUCGGCGGCUGCUAGCCAUGAUGGCUAUGCUGUACUGCCACAGUGAGAGGCAGCAUGUCUCUUAACACCAGCUUUGGGAAUUGAAGGUGGACAGAGCACUGUUGCACUCACAUCUUUAUAAGUUUCCCACAGGCGUCUGGUUGGCCACUGUGAGAACAGAAUGCUAGACUACAUUGGCCUUGAUUCAGCAGGCUCUUACAAUAGUAAAGUAGAAUCAUAGAAUCAUAGAGUCAUAGAGUUGGAAGAGACCACAAGGGCCAUCGAGUCCAACCCCCUGCCAAGCAGGAAACACCAUCAGAGCACUCCUGACAUAUGGUUGCCACUGUCAAACAGCUCUUACUGUCAGGAAGUUCUUCCUAAUGUUUAGGUGGAAUCUUCUUUCUUGUAGUUUGGAUCCAUUGCUCUGUGUCCGCUUCUCUGGAGCAGCAGAAAACAACCUUUCUCCCUCCUCUAUGUGACAUCCUUUUAUAUAGGGUGAGAGAUGACAGAUUUUAGUAGUAAUGGUAAGUGAUUUGUGUCUUCUUUUCUUUCAGAAGACUCUGCAGCACUAUCUUACAUUCCCGCCUCCUCCUCCCCUGCUUGCCUCACUGUAGCCAUGAAAGAGAUGAGGUAGCCGCCCUUGAGCGUGCUAGAAUCUAACUUCAGAUGGAUGCAAAAUAUAAAGACGAUGUAUUUAGGAAGUAUGUACAGUUUCAUGAAUCCAAAUUGAAUACCUCUGACAAGAAGCAGCACUCUGUUAGUGAUGAGUGUCUACAAGUGACAGCUUCAACCUUACUCUGUUUUCCCAAGAUUGAUCCCUUCUACAGAUUCCGGCUGAUAAAAUUUUAUGAGAUAGUUGAAAAUUCACUUAGGUCCUUGAAAUCUUCAAGUUUGCGUUCACUCCAAAAUGCAUUUGGCGUUCUGGAAUCAGUUGGAGUUAAUCUUUUUCUUUACCCUUGGAAGAAGGAAUUCAGAAAUAUAAAGGUAAGAGUGUGCAAAUAUGUUAUUCUUUUGUAAUCUAAAUAUUUGUGCUUUGAACUCUUAAAAGGGCAUCUGUUCUAUCUGUAAGGUGGUGUGUAGCACUCAAAUUUAUUCCAAAGAUUAAAAAACAAAUGCAAGGCAAAAGUCUGGUUGCUUUUAUAAAUGGCUGGUGGGCAGUUGUGCCCAGACCUCAUGUCCUUUUUUCAGACCAGUUAAUCUUUAUUGUAAUUUAGGAUGCAAAGUAGAUUUUCACCUGAAAUCACGAUUCAAGAAAGCUUACCCAGUGAGCUUCAGUUGGGUUGGAAUUUGGCUUUAAGUUUUGUUACUAUAACCCUGAUUUCUGCAUUCAGCCUUGCCAAUUCCUAUCCUCGAGUUCAGCGAAUAUUUUCAUUGCAUUGUAUUUUAGAAUCACCUCAUUAUUCUAAAUGAAUAACUUCAGUGCAAUUCCUCAAUGUACAUUUCUCACCCACUUCCCUAGUGCUCUCCAUACUGUGGCCUGUAAGGAAAAAAAUGAAAAGUUCAGUCAUGAAAUGUAAAGUUAGAAAGAAUAAAUAAUGAGAGUUUGGUAUUGGUCUCUUUUGAAUAGUAUAGAUGGUGUGUCCCUGUAUGGUAGGAAGCCUAAAGGUCAGCUACUGUAUUUACAGCAUCAGCUGGGAAAAUCUUGAUCCAUCAGAUGUUGUUGGACUAUAGCUCCCAUCAACCAUUGCCACAGGAAUGAUGGGAGUUGUGAACCUUCAAAUGUUGUACCACAGGUUACUCAUUCUGAUACACGUGGUAGAAAAAUCCUCUACACCUGACCCAUUGGAUUCCUGUAGCCUUGAUGCUGGUGUUCAAGAAGAAGAAUCGUACACAGCCAUUUCCAGGGCUUGUGUAUAUAAAUCUGUUUGUUGCUUCCCAUAGUCUAAGCUAAUGUAUAAAUUGCUUUUCUAGUCCUAGUAACAGAGUUUUAGAUCCUGAUGCCAAUUUAUUUUCUGUAUCUCCCCUUCCUUUUUAAAAUAUCUUUUAGUGUUCGGAGCAGUUAAGGAUUCUAUCUAGCAAUACAUUACUGGUCAUGAUUCUAGCAAAUAUAUCAACACCAAAACAUUAGUACAGGUUAACUAUAAAUCUUUACAAUUUCACUGACUGAUUUUAGCAAAACAUGCAUUUUCUGUACUCAUCCCAUCAUUUCAGUACCCCCAUGAUUUCUUAGGUACCAAAAGGUACCCAAAAUAUCCAGUUGUCCCACCCCAUUACACCUGAUACAGUUCUUUGUGGUAGAUUAAAACAGAGUAUACUAUCAUGGAAGAUGGGAGAACUAUUGACUUUAAGAAUACCUUUGGGUCACAGUUUCACCCUCUGCCUGGUUUAAUCUUUACUGUAGCAUCAUACCUAACUGUAGAAGCUGAAUCAGAGAGCAGUUGGUAUGGUAUUCUCUGGUGAAUGUAUAGCCACGGGGUGGUAUUCAUCUAUUGUGUCCUGCCAACACAAGGAUUUCUGCUUGCCCAACAGAACUUUCCCUGCCUGCUCCAAAUCUUCUAUGGAGGGUUGGGAAUCCCUAGAACAUAUUUAGGGGAUACACAGAGGGAGGAAAGACCUGUUGCACAAGCAGGAAUCCAUAUGCUGACAGUACCACAAUGUAGCCGUGCUUUGGAUGCAACCAAUUGAAAUUAAUUUGCCUUCGUGUGCUCAAGUGGAUUGUGUAUAGAAUUAUUCCGAAUUUUAGCACCAAACCCUGUUAUUUGACAGUGCAUGAUCCCCUCAUGUGGUUAUAACCAGUGCUUUUCCCCCUUAAAAAUGUUUAGGGGUACUCUCAUUUUGACUCAAGAAAAUCACAAUUUUAUCGUUCAAAUUGGGGAAAAUAAAUGCAGUAAAUGGACAAAAGUACAAAGAUUUACAAAAUGUUUAGGGGUAUGCAUCCCCCUGCGUCCCCCCCCCCGAAAAAAGCACUGGUUAUAACAUAUCUACACUAUUUCAGAAUUACAUCUGAGCACUUGGUUGAAUACUAUGUUUACCAUUUUUUUCUCUCUUUCCCAUCUUCAGACUUACACAGGACCUUUUGUUUAUUAUGUAAAGUCUACAAUACCAGAUGAGGAUAUAAGACAGAUACUUAACUCAAUGGGAUACAUUCAAGAACUUGGAACUAUGUAUAAACUCAAAGACAUGGUUGAUACCCUCCAGGUAAAGAUGGUAUCAUUUGAACUUUUCUUGGCCAAAUUAGAGUGUGAACAAUUGAUUGAAAUUCAUUUGCAAGUGAAAGAUAAAGGUUACACAGAACUUGAUAUUGUAAAUGAAAGAAAGAAUAGCAGUGAUGUCCGAGGCUGCUCAGAUGCCUUGAAGCGUCGUGCAGAAUGCAAAGAAAAUCUAAACACUUCCAUGUCACGAAUGGUACUUCAGAAAUCUGCAAGUGAGAGAGGCUGUAAAGAUUACUUCAAACCCAAAGUUAGCAAAGCUUCUAAAUCAGUGGAUGCCUAUGAUAGUUACUUGGAAAAUAAGAAGCCACCUUUGAUGACAUCCUUGAGUCUCAGAAAAGAACCCAUUUUGGUUGAUACUGAAGAUGACAUUAAAGAUGAAAUAAUUCGUCCUUCGCCAUCCCUCCUUGCCAUGUCAAGUUCUCCGCAUGGAUGUUCCGAUGAAUAUUUGCCAGUUUCAUCCCAUACCAACGGCAUAUUAAGAACGGGUAUUCCAUACAGUACUUACUAUUCCCCUCAAGAUGAUUUAGAUUUAUAUACCGACUCUGAUUCUAGAAGUAUGUUCAAGAGACAAGAACCCACUAAACAUGAUGUAUGGCUGCUAAAGAACGAUGCCAACCCGACUUACCAUAAACGUACACAUCUAGCCAAAGAUACCACUUCCCUUAAGUGCCAAAACUGUGGAUUAUCUUGCGGCACCUCCAUUUGCCAAAAGUGCGACAACUUGCUCAUCUGCAGGCAGGAAUAUCCACCAAUGAAGCAGAGCAGCUAUUCACUCAAAACUCUUGCAAGUGAAGGCAUAUCUUCUGGGUCGGUGAUAAGGGAGAAGCCUCAGUACAUGUUGCAGACUCAAGACCGAGUGUCUCAGUACAGUUCAAAAUCGAAGCCUUCAGGCUCUUCACGCUGUGGAUUUUGCAACAGACCAGGAGCUACAAACACAUGCACUUUUUGUUCAAAAGUUUCCUGCGAUUCUUGCCUCACUGCUUACUAUUAUGAUCCCUGCUGUCGAAAAAGUGAGCUUCAUAGGUUCUUGCCAAACAAUCAGUUAAACUAUAAAUCAAACCAGCUACCACACAUGGUUUAUAGAUAGACCUUUAUUUUUAUCUUCUGUUUUUUGGAAAUCCUAUAAUUUGGGACAAAAGGGCUAAAAACACAAAACAUUCUGAUGUUGCUAGAAGUAUCCUACUGACCUCUUAGGAGAAAUAAAAAAGUAGACAUGCCCUAACAUUGGACAUACACAUCUUAACAUAGUGCCAGUCUUCAAUGAUGUGACUUUACAAAUGUUGUCUAUUCAAUAAUUGACACUGCUGCUACUGUUUUAGGUGACUCUUAGCUGCUUUUCCGUUCUAGAUGGGAGAGAGGAGCAAUUUUUUCCUUUUUUUUUAGAAGCAGGCAGGCAUUGCAAUUCAUUUUUUUCUAAAGACAUCACAUGUCUGUGCUUUGUGGCUGUCACACUGCCUCAUCCACACAACACAGCACCAGAGUAGUAACUAGAAAGAUGACCAAGAAACUAAGAACAGCAUUUUCAGUGAAUUGUGAAAUUGUCUGUUUUGGUAACUUGCACGGAAUAUUCCUUUGUGUUUGCCAAAAAAAGUGAUUUUUUAUUUUUAAAAAAGGAAAAUUAAUCGCAUUACUUAAGCUCCAAAAGGCAAAAUCACCAUGGCAUCUAUUCCUUGUGUCUCUUCUACUUUUCCUUCACCAUCUCAAGCAUAUAAAAUCAAAUUCUAAACUGAAUAUUUGCUUUAUUUUUCGCUGUUGCCAAUACACCUUGUGUGUGUGGUUGUUUUUUUAACUGUUCUAGUAUUAAGAAGUGAAUCAGUAUGUGUUACGUUACGCCUGGAGUGUCCCCAAUGAAUUAUGAUCAGAUUCACCUUCUGUUGCACAUGUAUCAAAUCCAGUUGUUUCUACUGUAAAUAGGUGAUUUGGAAGCAGAUUAUUUUUAAAUAAAUAUAUUCAGUAUGUUGUGGUUUUUUUAAAAUAUAUAUAUAUAAGGUCCUGUAAAUGAAGUCUCUGGGUUAUUUUUUCAGGUAACAUUAUUUUUUCCUUGUACUGUAUUUCACCUACAGCUUAUUACAGCUGUUGUGGUAGACAGGUGUCCCUCAAAUCCAUUAGUCUCUUUGCUUCUCUCACCUGGUUUGAAAUUCUGCCUCUGGAGCUUUGUCAGAGAUAGGUGGGCAAGUCACUUGGCUCCAACUGUUUCAUGCAGAAGUGAAGCUUUUCCCCUUGUAAUGAUUUUUAGCCACAACAAGGACGUAGAGGAUUCGGCUAUGCAUACAUGGUUUCUCCCAUCCAUGCUCACGGGAGUAUGUUUGCAUAAAGUACACAGCCACAGCACACUAGAAAUAAUGAUGGUUAAAAUAACAGGGAUUGCACCAUUCCCAGCCAAGUGAAAUUUCUUAAGCCACAAAGGAUAUCAAACACUCCUUUUUUAAUAAUUUGCCCUUUAUGUUUAAUUGCUAUGCCAUUGCAUUGAGUUUUGAACUUUGUGGCAGAUUACAUUUGACCUUAAAGCUGUUAAUUUUUAAGAGCGUGGUUGUUGAUUCUAAGACUUGCAGUCCUUUCACCCUUUCUGUGACAGAAGCUUACAUGAAUAGCCAGUGUGUGGUGGGGGUGACAGAAACAUAAAGAGAUUAAACAUAUUGUAGAUUUGGUGAAAUUCUUCUGUUGUGACUGAGCAUCAAAUACACUGUCUCACAUGAUCUUUCUGGAAUGUUGCCAACAGCAAAGCGUUACCAAGAAAAGAAUACAUGGUUGAGAAAAGUAGAAAUGAGAUUAUUGCGAUGGCAUACUACUGCAUUCAGCAUUUUAUUUUCUUUGCAGGCAAGUAUUAGCUUGCUGACUGGGAAGGUCCGUGUAAAAUCAUUGCUUAAGUGAACGAUGAAGGUUUUCAUAAUCUUAGAUGGAUUUUUUUUUUUUAGAAGCAUAUAUUCAUAUACCUGUAGAUAAAAUGUGUAUAUAAUGCCAAAUUUGAAAUAAUUUUACUCUUUCUAAAGUAUCAGCCUGUAGAGUUCAUUUUGAUGUGUUCCGUUUCUGCUCAGCCUCUUCCAAGUACCAUGCCUGUCUUUACUUGGCUGCUAUACUGUACAGCUUCUAGUUCCUCUCUUGUUCAGGUUCCAUACUGCUACUCACAUGACACUAAAUGAACAAAAACUGUGAUGCCACGUAAUUUAUACAGUGAACCUAGCAGGGACUAAUUAUAUUGCUUUAAAAAGAAAAAAAAAUAGUCCUGUGUACAUAUUUGUCAUGGAAUACCUGUGGUAUUUAACAGUGUUAAAUUGCAAGUGAUACCAUGCAAACUAUACUUUUAUGUGUAUCUUACUGUAUGAGGUUGCUGUGAUUGAGACAGUAAAAUAUAUGUUAAUUUAAAA
Podarcis lilfordi (Lilford's wall lizard) is the source of this 11663-nucleotide messenger RNA. The record is from the annotation of a GenBank genome assembly. Lineage: Eukaryota; Metazoa; Chordata; Lepidosauria; Squamata; Lacertidae.